Molecule: messenger RNA, 3150 nt
Organism: Dermochelys coriacea (leatherback sea turtle)
Lineage: Eukaryota; Metazoa; Chordata; Testudines; Dermochelyidae
Gene: CYSLTR1
Product: cysteinyl leukotriene receptor 1
Exons: 5
Coding region: 747-1790 (347 amino acids)
Biological process (GO): G protein-coupled receptor signaling pathway
Cellular component (GO): plasma membrane
Molecular function (GO): leukotriene receptor activity
Source: RefSeq, a predicted model, not a curated record
AAGCAGGAAAGGUCUCUCUCCAUAUAGUUCCUGCAGCUGGGAGUCUUUGGAGCCUAGAAGAGCCAGAUGCAUUUGCAAGCCUCUCUCUCUCCUUUUUUGUUUUUGUUUCUCCAUCCACACCCAAAAAAUAUCAUGAGGUGACUUUCACUUAACUACUAAUAUUUAGAUAUUUAUGGGCUGUUGUCUUCUUCCCCUUUGAGCAUUAGCCAAUAGCCACAUGCUGCCUCCUUUCACAGCAAAGAGCUUUCUUAAGGGAGGAUCCUUACAGAGACUUUUUUAAACUAUCAAAGAAAAUGCAAAUAGUCUGUGUGCUCUUAGCAUACGCUCUGAUAUAACCAGCUUGGAACUGAAGCCAGCCCUAGACAGAUCUGGGAAGAAAAUACUGAACUUAGACUUCUCCAAAAUUUUUCAUUUACUUCUAAGGGUGAAAACAGUGAGAAGAUCCAGUGUAUCAAGUUGGAGACUUAAAAAAUGUAAUGCCAGACUUUUUGAUAAUUUGUAGAAGUAUUUCAGAUGUAGAAGAAAACUUUCAAGUCUGGGUGUCUACGAGUGAGGUUCCUCAAAUCCAGUUAGGCAUCUGCAGGACUGAAUAUCAGGCCACCUAUAUUCAGAUGCUUAACUAUGGAUUUAGGGACCUCACUUGAGGCAUCUUCUGGACUGACAGACAGGCUGCACAUUUCCCAUCUCUGGAGACUUUAGGUCUCUAAGGUGGUAGGUCUCAAGGUGAUACCUCUCACGCAGAGCCCAUGGAUACCUCAGGAAAUAUGACUGUAUUGUCUGGCGGCAACUUGACGUGCACUUUGACCAUUGACGACUUCCGAAAUAAAGUGUACUCCACGUUGUACUCCAUGAUUGCGAUUCUGGGCUUUGUUGGAAACGGCUUUGUACUGUGUGUCCUCAUAAAAACGUACCAGCAGAAGACAGCCUUUCAGAUCUACAUGCUGAAUCUUGCAGUGUCAGACCUCCUCUGUGUAUGCACUCUGCCUCUUCGAGUAGUGUAUUAUGUUCACAGAGGCAACUGGUUCUUUGGUGACUUGUUAUGCAGAGUUAGUUCCUAUGCAUUCUACGUCAACCUGUACUGUAGCAUUUUAUUCAUGACAGCCAUGAGCUUCUCUCGCUGCAUAGCCAUAGUUUUCCCCAUCCAGAAUCUCAAUUUUAUAACUGAGAAAAAGUCCAAACUGGUAUGUGUGAGCAUUUGGACUUUUGUCACACUGACAAGUUCUCCAUUUUUACUGAGUGGGUCUUACCAAGAAGGUAACAAGACAAAGUGCUUUGAACCUCCAAAAAGCAGUCAGAUGACCAGUCUGCUGGUCCUACAUUAUAUUGCACUGUUUGUAGGCUUCAUUAUCCCCUUUAGUAUCAUAACGAUCUGUUAUGCCAUGAUCAUAAGGACCUUACUGAAGAAUUCACUGAAGAAGAAUCAGUCUACUCAUAGGAAGGCCAUCUGGAUGAUAAUCAUUGUAACAGCUGCCUUCCUGGUCAGCUUCACACCUUACCAUAUUCAGCGCACAAUCCACCUUCACUUCCUGAAGAGGAAAGACUCCAGCUGUGUAGACAUCCUUUUCAUGCAGAAAUUAGUAGUGAUAACCCUAUCCUUGGCAGCUUCAAACUGCUGCUUUGACCCACUCCUGUAUUUCUUUUCAGGGGGCAACUUUCGGAGGAGACUUUCCACAUUUAGAAAGGCUUCCUCCUCCAGUGUGAUACAGGGACCCAGGAAAAAGUUUUCAUUAAAGGAGAAAGACGAUGAGGCAUUUCAAGAAAGCCAUAAACAAGCUGGAUGUGCAGUGUAGCUGUACUUCCUUUGUAAAGUUUUUUGUGUGGCACUGCAGUAGAAAUAAGCUCACAGUGGGACACCCAUGAUUUCAGAACUCCUGCAGGAGAAAUGAACAAAACAAAUGCAUCUUCAUCAAAGUUAAAUAGAGACAAAAAUCCAAAGGGACCUGCUUCUACUCAUACCUUUCUGAUCAGACACCCCUCUGGCUGCCAUUGAGGAGUUUAUCUGAUCGUACUGUGGAGCAUUUAAAUUCCAAGAGACUCAAAGCAAAAAGGACUGAAAUGUGAAUGAAUAUUCUGAAAACGUGCUCAGAAGGUAUGUAUAUUCCACCCCCCACACCACCACCACCACCACUAAACAAGCUACAUCAGAGCAGCAGGAAAACAUUUGCCAGCUAGUAAAUUCAUGCAGACAAACUCUUCAAAUCCCACAUAAGGUCAUGAGGCAAGUCUACAAAGGCCAUUAGUCACUGAGCCAGUGGGAAAUGUAAAUAUUUGCCAAGAUAGAAGCUGAUGGAGCUUAUGCAAAGGGGGAGGGGAAAGAGAGGAGGAGAGUAUGCACUGAAUCCCAAAACAGACACUGAUUUCACAGGAAAAUUUCUUCCCUAUUCCCAGUUAUUUAUUGCCCUGGUUUUUAACUUUCAGUGGCAUAGAUCAUUGAUUGUCAUCACCUAAUUCAGAAGGGCAUGUGCACAGAUGACUUUAAGCCAUCUUUACACUUCCCCAGUUGUGGGCCAGUUAUGUGGCAGGCCCAUCUUCUGGUGUAAUUUAGAGCAGCCUAAGGACUGUUCUAACUUGUACUAGCUACUAACCACCCCAAGGAACUGGUCCUGCUGCCUGGGAUUAGGGAAGCCCCAGCCAUGAGGGGGUGGCAUAGGAGCUACUACACUGGCUCUGCAUUAUCAGAUGAUCACCCUAUGCAGAAGUAAUCCUCAUGUGACCAUUUAUGUAAGCUUUAUGUCCACUAUACACUGGCAGUGCAGCACAAAGAGCCACACCACACUAGAGGAUCUGAGCCUAUAUCUUCCCACACAGGAACUGUAUUUGUGUUCACACACCCCCCGCCCAUACAUUUCCUGUAAUUUGAGUUCCCUUUUGCAAAUAUAUUACAACACACUAGUUACCUCAGUUCACAGCUACAAGACCUUUGAAUGGCUUGCUGUCUAUUUGAAUUUUACAAGUAAAUCCCGAGAUAUAGUUCUGGUAUGUGCCUCCCAAACAAACAUUUUGGCCCCAGUCCUGCACCAAUUGAACCUUAAAAACAUGAGUAGUCUCCUUGAAGCCAGUGGUUGCUUUCAUACAAAAUGGGAACUGACUGCCUAGGAAGGAGUACUGUGGAAAAGGAUCUGGGGGUCAUAGUGAAUCACAAGCUAAAUA